CAGCAGCAGCAGCAGCAGCCGGAGCUGGGAGACGUAGUGAAAUGCGGCGGUGAGAAACAGAGGAGGCGAAACAGAGAGAGGAGGGAAGAGAGAGCAGAGCUACCGAUAGCAUUUCAUAUUCUCAGAAAGCAGAGGAAACCGGUUGUCCUCCAAUCCUCGGACAUGUGCUGCACCCGGCAGCAGCAGCAGCAGCAGUAGCAACGCAGGCGGCGGCGGGGUGGUGUAGCAGCCUACUCGUCAUUUUGAGGCUCCUUUGGUCUUUUUUUUUUAAAUAAUUCCCUCCGCCCCCAUCCUUGCGUUCUUUUGUAAUGAGCUUGUUGGGAGCUUACAAGAAAAAGACCAGUUACGAUGGCUAUGAAUGUUUGCAGCUGGUCGAUAGCGGCGGAGACAGCUUCGGCUUCGGCAGGGGGAGCAGCAGCGGCGGCGGCGGCGGCGGCUCCAUCGCGGCCACCCUCGGACCGAAGGCAGGCCCACUGAGAGAGGAGGACUGCAGCACCAUGGACAGCUCAGAUAUGGACGCUGGCUAUGGCGGAGGGCUGUUGGACAUGGUGAAGGGAGGAGCUGGCAAGUUCUUCAGCAACUUUAAGGACAACUUAAAAGACACUCUGAAGGACACCUCCACAAAGGUCAUGCAUCAGGUCGCCACGUACACUAAAGGAGAGCUGGACAUUGCGUAUAUUACAUCAAGGAUCAUAGUCAUGACGUACCCUGCUGAGUCAGUCCAGAUUGGCUACCAAAACCAUGUUGAGGACAUUCGCUCGUUCCUCGACAGUCGUCAUGCCGACCACUACACAGUUUUCAACCUUUCACAACGAAACUACCGUGGCGCCAAAUUCUCGAACAGGGUGUCAGAGUGCAACUGGCCUUCUCGCCAAGCUCCCAGCCUUCACAACCUGUUUGCUGUGUGCAAGAACAUGCACAACUGGCUCAAACAGAACCCAAAGAAUGUGUGUGUCAUCACCUGUUCGGAUGGCCGCGCUCCCUCCGGCGUUUUGGUCUGUGCCAUGUUCUGCUUCUGCCACCUCUUCAGUCACCCACUUCCUGCCAUGCAGCUGCUCAGCGCCAAGAGACCAGGAUCCGGACUCUGGCCCUCACACCGCAGGUACAUAGGUUAUGUAUGUAGCAUGGUAUCAGAGAAGCCCACUCUGCCGCACUCCAAGCCCUUGGUGAUCAAAGGCCUCACUAUGAGUCCAAUCCCCUGUUUCAACAAGCAGCGCAGCGGCUGUCGGCCCUUCUGUGACGUCCUGAUUGGAGAGACAAAGAUCUUUACCACAGCACAAGAAUAUGAGAGGAUGAGAGAGCACAGGAUCCAGGAGGGGAAAGUUGUUUUCCCCCUCGGUGUGAGUGUUCAUGGAGAUGUUGUGGUUUCUGUCUACCACAUGAGGUCAACAAUUGGAGGGCGUCUGCAGGCCAAGGUGUCCAACACUCAGAUCUUCCAGAUCCAGUUCCACACUGGCUUUAUUGCUCCUGGAACCACCAUGUUGAAGUUUAACAAACCGGAGCUCGAUGCCUGUGACUCCCCGGAGAAAUAUCCUCAACUGUUCCAUGUGAUCCUUGAUAUGGAGGUAGAAGGAGUGGACAAGCAGAAAGACUUGACGCCGCCGUGGGAGCAGUUUCCCUGUAAAGACCUGAGUCCCAGUGUGCUCUUCUCCGGCCACCAGGAGCAUCAGGACGCAUUGGCUAUUGCAGAACCAAGUCGGCAACACGGAGAAGGUCGGGCCCAUUGUGAGGAGAGCGAGCCCUCCGAUGAUGAAAUGUUGUCGCUGUCGAGCCAGCGAAGCAGCAUCAGCGCUGCCUCUCAGAAACCAGAACCCGCAGCUCCAGUUCCUGCCGCACCGGCACCCACUGAGGAAGUGGACCUUCUUGGCCUGAGUGGGGUAGACAUCAACCGCUCGUGCCCCUCUUCUCAGCCUGCAGCUGCUGCAGCCACUGACCUCCUGGGAGAUUUGUUUGGGUCUCCGCCGCAGCCGGCCAGUGCGCCUUCAUCCACUCAGUCCACUCCGCACAAAGUGGCCCCCAAUACUGCCUCACCGGGUCCGUCCCCUGCUCCACCAGCAUUUCAUCCUUUUGGAACAGCUCCUAUGCCUAAGCCUCAGGAGAUGAUGGGCUCAUUCCUCGGACCAGGUAAUGUGGGGCAGCCAGACCCCUUUGUGCAUGCUGCUCGUUCUCCAUCACCCACCCUGCAGCCUACAAGCCUGGGCAGAAGCUCCCCUGUCCCACCCGCCACACCUACCGUCAACAUUCAGCAGCAAAAUGCCAUGGGAGGUUGGGACUGGAACAGACCUGCCACCACAAGCACAGGGGGAGGUUUUGGUAUCGGCAGUCGAUCAGCCACUACCAGUCCCACAGGUUCAGUCCACAGCACUCCCACCCACCAAACUAAGCCAAACACCUUGGAUCCAUUCGCCGACAUCGCAAACCUGUCUGGAAACCUUGGAGGUGCUUCUGGAUUUUCCAGCAAACCCACCACUCCAACAGGAACAACUCCAUCCUUCCCACCAAUGGGUUCCCCGUCCCGGCCGCAGCCGUCCCCCCAGCACACAGGAGGCUGGCAGCCCCACACGGGAGCCAACUUCUCCUCCUGGCAGCCCAGCGCCGGAGGUGGCGGAGGCGGCGGAGGCUGGCAAGCCCAAGGACAGGGUCCGACUGCCCAACCAAAGCCCAGCCCCAGCCACACCUCCAUUCCUCACACAUCGCCUCAGAAUCGACCCAACUACAAUGUUAGCUUCUCGGCAAUGGGAGGAGGCUCUCCGAGCGCGGGGGGCAAACCAAAGGCGGGAACGGGUUGUAAGCCCAGAGCCUCGGAUGCUAACUUUGAUGACCUGCUGUCCGGUCAGGGAUUUGCAGGGACCAAAGAGAAAAAAGGCCCCAGGACAAUAGCAGAGAUGAGGAAGGAGGAAAUGGCCAAAGAGAUGGACCCAGAGAAAAUUAAGAUUUUGGACUGGAUCGAGGGGAAGGAGCGUAACAUCCGCGCCCUGCUGUCCACCAUGCACACGGUGCUUUGGGAGGGGGAGACACGCUGGAAGCCAGUGGGCAUGGCUGACCUGGUUACCCCGGAACAGGUCAAGAAGGUUUACCGCAAAGCAGUGCUGGUUGUUCACCCUGAUAAGGCAACAGGACAACCUUAUGAACAAUAUGCCAAGAUGAUUUUCAUGGAACUGAACGAUGCCUGGUCAGAAUUUGACAGCCAAGGACAAAAGCCUCUCUACUCCUAAAAGCAAGUGAAAAGAAGUGAGCAACGUCAAGAUGGUCCUUCCAGUUCUGUGUUCUAACCCCUAAAAGUGUCACCACCUCUGAAAUGACUCACCAUGUAACAUCAUCUGCCUUUAUACCUGCGCUUUCAGUCAGAUUGCUCCUUUUGCCCAAAACUCCUAACAUCGGUGACGGCAAUAGACGACCAAACAGACAAAAGAAGCGCUGCUGAAUACAGACGUAUGCUCUCUGUACAUACAGUAUGUGGUGCAACAGCGACAAAGCUCACUGACCCCUUCCCUGACCCCUCAGAUCAGCUCAAUCAAACCAACAGAGACGUCUGGGACACAGAGCUGUUUGGAAACAGGAUACCGCAGGAUAAGAGAAAAACAAAUCAGGGAGCACCUAACGUUCAGCAAACAUUUCAUCGACUGCUCAUUGUCAGAGCUACAGAAAUAGCAGAUACUCUUACUAUAAGGCACAACAAGCAUUUAUAUGCAUUUAUGUUAGCUAGAAUGUAGAGUUUGCUCUUUGAUCUGUGUGAAAAUGCAUUCAGGGUCCAUAGGAUGGGUAAAUUAAAAGGCAGCAACAUCAAGUUACUGUAAAAUUAUCUGAAGGUAGGUUUUUAUUCCACCAAACAUUUUUUGUUCUUUGAAAUACCAUCAAUAUGUGUUCAGCAGAAUUAAGAUUUGAUGAGAUUUCUUUUUUGUUUUUUUUUAUCACUUUUGCCUUGUCAAGUUAAUGUGGUGUAAAGACAUUCCUGGAGGAUGUGUUGAUGCCAUUCUUUAUUUCAUGAUGGUGUUCCCAGGUAAAACUGUGAGCGGACUAGAGAGAACCCCAUCCAUGAAUGCUUUACCUGAAGCAGCUACCAUCAUGUCUUUUUGGAAAAAGUUACUUUUCCAGAUGUCUAAAGCAGUUUGAAAUGAGGCUUCAGUCGAUAAGAUAACUUUACUUAAUUCCUCCAGUCCAUUCCUGGUACUUCAUGUAAAAUGUUGGUCUCUCCUUGAUGUUUGCGUUCGCCUCACAUGCGAAAACACCAACACAUCCCUGCUGCCAUCCCUGAGUAAGCUCCGCACUCAUGGUAAUUUCUCCAUGAAUUUUUUGAUGAUUUGACACAUUGUUUGUUUGUGUGCAUUCUUAAUAUGUGAGGCUGUUCACAUGCAAACCAAUAAUGAUGGCCUGUGUUUCCGUGGAGAUGAUAAUGACUGGCAAAAUAAGAUUUAGAGCAACACUCACUUUUAAAGCAACUAUUGUGUUUUUCUAAUUCAACCAGAGAGCCGUCAGCUGGUCCUUGUUAACACUUUGCUCUGAGCUGAUUGUAAAAUCACUGAAUCAUUUUUGUGGCAGAACUAAAACACAUCAUGAGUUUGUUAUUUUGUAUUAUUAUUAAAUUUGCAGUAAUUGGUUUUAAUCUAAUAAGAAGCAACUUAAAGACAGUAGCUGUCUACUUAGUGAAAACUACUUCUCUGAGCUUUUUGUCUUUGAUUCCUGAUGAGCUUUCAUUUCUGCUAAUUACAUGAUAAUAGGUGUGUAUGUUUAAAAUAAUUGGUUCUUAGAUCAAAAAAUGUGAAAAGAAAUAACACUUUUUUCUGACUACUGAUUCUUUCUGUAAGCUGGGAUUUGUAAAUUGUAGGACUGUAAAGCACCUCAUGCAUAGCCUCAUAAAGUAAUAUCAAUUUGCAAUUGAAAACCUGUGAAAGCACAAACAUUUUAAUGUACUUAAAAAAGCAGCUGAUGCACAUGUUUGAUCAAAUUACAAAGCAAUACGCCUGAAUGACAUAAAUACAUCUGUAUGUUUGCUAAAUGACUUGUGCAACAAUUAAUCUUAGUUUUAUAGAUUAAUCAUAUCAGCCAGGCUGUUUGAGUUCAGUUUGUCUUCAGCCAGACGGGUAAAAUUUGCUGAUAUCAUCACAACACAUAUUUGUUCCACUAAACUGAUAAUCCCACACAAUGACUGCAUUUACCUAGAAAAGGCCAUGUGAGCAACCAGACGUUAAUCAGGAGAAAGAAGCAAACCUAAAUAGAUUUUAUCAAAUAAAUCUUGAUUUAUUACACCAUCAGUCAAAAAAUUAAAGCAAAGAUGUAAAACAUUUGACACAUUUUUGUUUAUUUCGUUCAUUAUUUUGAUAUUACUCCAUCACCUCUUGAAAUUUGAUUUUACCCUUAAUAACUCUUGUCUUAAAAAUAACGAGGAACUGAACUUUAAAAAUUUUAUGUUUUCACUUCGUAUGUGUUGUUUACUUUGAUGAGAUAUUUGUUUCCAUUUUGCACAGUUUCAUAUCAACAGUAAAGUACAGGAGGCUUGACUUAGGGAAGUGUUUGAAAUGGUUUCAUUCCAACCUAACUUGUGUGAGCUUUGUUCCAUUAACAUCUGCUACAAUUGUUCUUCAGUUUGUUUUGGAGCUAAUUGUACUUAUGACACUGUUUCCUCAUAUGGAAAUUGUUUAAUAAUUAUAAUAACGUCCAUGAAAACUUAAAAUAUUAUAAGGCAGAUUUAGACCAGGGCAAACCCGAACUUUUGGCCAAACUGAGGUGUGACCAGAUGGAGUCGGACGGACACGGCACCACAGAGAAGUUGAGUUGAAUUUAGGUCAGGUGUGUUUGGGCUCCAGGAACUGUCUGGAUACUCUUGCCAUAUGAGGCCUGGCGAUUUCGCACACCAGGAGAAACCCAGGACCCAAUGCACCAGUGUACAUUCUUCAACUGAUACCUAAUGGUCAUCUGGUAGAGGUCAGAGUCCCAUCAGUGGAUCUUCUACAGCCCCGCUCAGCUCUCUAAUGACGAGACCAGGAGUCUCCAACCCUAGUCCUCAAGAUCUACCGUCCUCCAGGUUUUUAAUGAAUCAAUUCUCUACACACUUGAAUGAAAUGAAUGACUCAUUACCAGGCCUUUGCCAAACUUGAUUACCAUUCUGAAGAGGUAAUUCAAUCAUUUGUUUCAAAUGUGUUGGGUCAGGGAUCCUUCUAAAACCUGCAGGACAGCAGCUUUCAAGGACUAGGACCGGAGAUUCCUGGACUCACUGGCUGUUUCCUGAAAUCAUCUCCAUGCUCUUGAGACACAGCAAACUUUUUGUGCUGAGUUUCAACCUCUGCAUGGUCCAGUUAUUACUUCAUUCAACCAGGAGCACAGCAACACUGUUUUUGCAUUUGGAUUUUACACAUUAGAACACUUAACCAAUCCAAUGAAAUGUCAAUAAGUUCCUGCACUAUUUGACGUUUAACGUUCUGGUUAAAAUGUGUUAAUAUUAGGAUUUGGGUUUCUUUGUAUUUUCCAGGUAGGGAAGGAAGAACAUAUGUACUUCAAUUCUGAUCCCAGAUUGAAUUUCCUUCUGCGGGUUUUACAGUUUACAUUUACAGUCUGACUGUUGCAG
Poecilia reticulata (guppy) is the source of this 6562-nucleotide messenger RNA. It is a transcript of the gene dnajc6, whose product is annotated as DnaJ (Hsp40) homolog, subfamily C, member 6. Gene Ontology annotation, biological process: clathrin-dependent endocytosis; synaptic vesicle uncoating. Gene Ontology annotation, molecular function: clathrin binding. Gene Ontology annotation, cellular component: vesicle; intracellular membrane-bounded organelle; cytoplasm. The record is from RefSeq and is a predicted model, not a curated record. NCBI's taxonomy places the organism in Eukaryota, Metazoa, Chordata, Actinopteri, Cyprinodontiformes, Poeciliidae.